AUGCCCGGCACCCAGCACACCCUAGUUCAUUCGGCCCUCAUAGCGCCUUGUGGCCUCGUUGGAAGCCAAGAAAAUACAACGUUAAAGAAAAACUGCACAGCCAUGACUGAGUUUAUUUUCCUGGGACUGACAGAGGGAGCUGAGUUGUGACCUGACUUUUGUGUUGUAUUCUUAGUCAUCUACCUUAUUACAGAAACCGACAAUGUGAGCAUGAUUUUGUUAAGCAUAAGUGACUCAAAACUCCAUCCAAUGUACUUCUUCCUCAGUCACCCUGCCUUCGUGGAUCUCUGUGAUACCACCGAGGUCACUCCUAAGAUGCUGGCUCAUUUCUUACCCAAGAGAAAAACCAUUUCCGUCAUUGGCUGCUUUUUACAAUUCCACUUUUUCAUUGUCCUGGUAAUCACAAAUUAUUAUAUGCUUACAGUGAUGGUUUAUUACCACUGCAUGGCCAUCUGCAAGCCCUUGUUAUAUGGUAACAAAGGGUCCAGAUGUGCCUGUCUCUCCCUGGUUGGUCUUCCAUAUAUAAAUAUAAAUAUAAAUAAAUAUGCACAGAACAUCCUGAUGCUUCAUCUGUUUUUCUGACCCAAUGAGAUCAACCACUUUUACUGUGCGGACCCACCUCUCUUAGUCCUCGCCUGCUCAGAUACUUAUAUCAAAGAAAUUGCCAUGUUUGUGGAACCACACUGUCUUUUGAAACUUGAAUAUAUUUUACAGGGCAUUAAACAAAAAUGUUGGAAUUUUAAGCUUUUAACUCAAGUUUCUUCUUUAAAGAUGGAUAACAAAGGCUGCAGAAGGGAUUAUAUUGUUAUUGGCAAUAAUUCCUAG
Kogia breviceps (pygmy sperm whale) is the source of this 825-nucleotide messenger RNA. The record is from RefSeq and is a predicted model, not a curated record. Lineage: Eukaryota; Metazoa; Chordata; Mammalia; Artiodactyla; Physeteridae.